Elaeis guineensis (African oil palm) is the source of this 3688-nucleotide messenger RNA. NCBI's taxonomy places the organism in Eukaryota, Viridiplantae, Streptophyta, Magnoliopsida, Arecales, Arecaceae. The record is from RefSeq and is a predicted model, not a curated record.
CUUGUGAUCCUCUUCGCUAAAAAGGCCCCGCCUUAGCUUCUCUCUCUGCUCCUCUCUUUUUUUUCCUUUUUUUUCGCCCAUCUCGUUUCGUUUUUUUGGGAGACCAUAUACCAAGGGGCGGACGCUUGGAUACUAGGGUUUUCUAGAGUCCGCGAUCGUCACUCCCGCUUCUAUCUCUCGUUUCUCUUUUUGGAUCCCCAUUCAAACACAAUCGACACGAUCGAUCGCCAGGGUCCGGCUGAUGUGAGGUCAUCCCGUCGGAUUCUCGCUGGCGGAUGGCCGACGGUAGGCGAUAUUCUCUCGAUCCCCAACUAGACAUUACACAGAUUCUGCUAGAGGCAAAAACUCGCUGGCUUCGUCCAAGUGAAAUUUGCGAGAUUCUUCGCAACUACCAGAAGUUGAACUUGGCUACUGAUCCACCUUAUAGGCCUCCUGGUGGUUCAUUAUUCUUAUUUGAUCGAAAAGCACUUAGGUAUUUCCGUAAAGAUGGCCAUAAUUGGAGAAAGAAGAGAGAUGGAAAAACGGUUCGAGAAGCUCAUGAGAAACUAAAGUGUGGAAGUGUAGAUGUUCUUCAUUGCUACUAUGCCCAUGGUGAGGACAAUGAAAACUUCCAGAGACGAAGUUACUGGAUGCUUGAUGGGCAGUUGGAGCACAUUGUUCUUGUGCACUAUCGAGAUGUGAAUGAGGGAAGCAGGUCUGCUGUUCCCCAUUUGUCAAAUACAGAUUCAACCAGAGUUCACAGCAUACAAGGAACUCAAGCAAAUUCAGCUCUUUAUUCUUCACACUUGAAUUCAGCUACUUUUACCUCUGAAGCAUCUUAUGCGUCGAAAUGUGGUGCUGCUGACUGGAAUGGACAUACUCCAUCUUGUAAAUUUGAGAAUGCAGAUUCUGGGGAGGAAUUUGGUGGAGGUCCACGUACGGAUUCUGUAUCUUGUUCAGGAUUGGAGAUGGCUGGAACUGAUGUGGCAGAGGAGAACACUGUAGGUUGCAGUGGUUCCUCACAUCUCUAUCCAAGAGGUUUUGUAAAUAGUGCAGGCUCAAGUAUUGGUCCUUCGUUUGUGAAUCAAGUGCUCCUGCAAAACUUUUUAAUAAGUAAAGACCAAAAAACUCAUGGAGCCUCGCAAGGAGCUGGUUCAUUUAGUGGAGACUGUUUUAACUGUCAUGGUAGUUCUGCUGGGUGGUCAGAUUUUCUUAGUAUCAGCAGAAGAAAUGGUGGCAAGCAAGAGCAGAAUAUUUCCUUUGCACAUCAAAAUUGCCCUGAUAACAUGCAAAGAAGAAUUGCUUCUUCUGCGUCAAGUGACCAUAGCAUGGUUAACCAUGCCACAGAUAAUGGGUAUAAUAUCAUAUCAAGUGCUAAUCCACAAAUUUUUACUGGAGUUGGCAAGAGAAACGAUCAGCUUCAUACCAUGCAGAUGAAAGAGGAGAAUGCUGAAAAUGUAAACAGGUUUGACGACAAGUGCCUUGUGAAUGAAUCGACUCAUAUGUAUCAAAUGUCCCACGAUCACUGUCACCGCAUAGCAUCACAAUUUAAGAAUAACAUGGGCUCUCAAAUGAACAUCUCUGUUCCUGACCAGCCUCUGGAAUAUGAAGCUGAAGUUUCCAAUGCUUCAAAGAAGCCUUUGCAAAGUGAUGCACAUAACACUGAGCAUGGGGGUUUGAAAAAAUUAGACAGCUUUGGGAGAUGGAUGAACAAAGAGAUUGGUAAAGACUGUGAUGACUCCUUGAUGGCUUCAGAUUCCUGCAGUUACUGGAAUGCACUUGAUUCUCAGAAUGAUAACAAGGAGGUCUCGAGCCUUUCCCGUCAUAUGCGUUUGGAUAUUGAUUCAUUGGGUCCUUCUCUUUCCCAAGAACAGCUAUUCAGUAUUGUUGACUUCUCACCUGAUUGGGCCUAUUCUGGUGUUGAAACAAAGGUUCUAAUUUCUGGUACCUUCCUAGGCAGUUUAGAGCCCAGAAACAUCAAGUGGUGUUGUAUGUUUGGUGAACUUGAGGUUUCUGCUGAAGUUUUGACGACAAAUGUUCUUCGGUGUCAAGUUCCUGCACACACCCCUGGACGGGUACCCUUCUAUAUAACUCGCAGUGAUAGGUUAGCCUGUAGUGAGAUUCGAGAAUUUGAAUAUCGUGAAAACGUACCUGGUGUUUCAUUAGUGUUGAAAAGUGAACCGGAAGAUGAAAUUUAUCUUGAAGUACGCUUUGCGAAAUUGUUAUCGCAAGGAUUAGAUAGGAAAAAGUUGUUCUGCUCAGUUGAAAACUGUCCCAAAUGCAGUCUAAAACAAAAGUUGUUUUCCAUGCUAAAUGAACCAAAUGAGUGGAAGAAAAUUGAGGACGACUCAAAGGCCUUUCAAAAUUGUAGAGAUGCUUUGAUCCAGAAGAUAUUGAAAGGUAAGCUAUAUGAGUGGCUCAUUUGCAAAGCUCACGAGGAAGGCAAAGGCCCUAAUUUUUUGGAUGAGGAAGGCCAAGGAGCUAUCCACUUGGCAGCUGCUCUUGGCUAUGAUUGGGCAAUGGCUCCUAUAGUUACCACUGGUGUCAGUCCAAGUUUUCGAGAUACCCGAGGCAGGACUGGGCUCCAUUGGGCUGCAUAUUAUGGCAGAGAGGGGACAGUUGUUGCGCUAAUUAGGCUGGGAUCUGCUCCUGGUGCAGUCGAGGACCCAACAUCAAAGUUUCCCCAAGGACAAACUGCUGCUGAUUUAGCAUCGAGUAGAGGGCAUAAAGGAAUUGCUGGGUACUUGGCUGAAGCAGAUUUGACCAGUCAUCUUUCUUCAUUAGCACUAAAAGAAAGUGUUAUGGAAAGUGUUUCUGCAACUCUUGCUGCACAAAAGGCCAUUGAAACUGUACAAGAUCAAAAUAUAGAUUCUUUGGCUGGAGAUCAAGGAGAGCAGCUAUCACUCAGAGGAUCUCUUGCUGCUGUGAGGAAUUCAGCUCAAGCUGCUGCACGUAUUCAAGCUGCCUUCCGAGUUCAUUCAUUCCGCCAAAGACAAUUAACAGAGAGGAAGGAUGAAGAAGCAGGGAUCUUGGAUGACGUGAUGAUGUUGUCCUCUCUGAGCAAUAAGUUCCAAAGAGUAAGUCACUUCAAUGAAGCUCUGCAUACUGCUGCUACUAAAAUUCAGCAGAAAUACCGUGGAUGGAAGGGGCGUAAAGAAUUUUUAAAGGUCCGUGACCGGAUUGUGAAAAUCCAGGCACAUGUGAGGGGACAUCAGGUUCGUAAGCAAUAUAAAAAUGUAGUUUGGUCUGUUAGUAUUGUUGAAAAGGCCAUAUUGCGCUGGAGGCGCAAAGGAGCUGGAUUACGUGGCUUUCGAGCUGAGAAUGCAAGUAGUGCUGCUGAGCAAGUGGUUGAGAAGACAGAUGAGUAUGAUUUUCUUCGACUUGGGCGAAAACAGAAGGCAGCUGGUGUAGAGAAAGCUUUGGCAAGAGUCCAGUCCAUGGCUCGUCAGCCAGAGGCCCGUGAUCAGUACAUGAGAUUGGUUGCAUGCUCCCGUAAAUUGAAGUUGGAAGAUGAAAAAAGCUCUGCUGCUCAAGUUCAAAAUUCAGAAAAGGUAGAGGAGGAUCAACUUGCACUGAUGAUAAACUAAGACUAACAAUCCCAGGCUGAAUUCGUGACACGGUUGCUUGGCUCUUUUAGAGUUUGAACUGUUUUUACCAACCCAUGUGGUUCCUGUAAGUUUUACUGACAUGCAAUGAGCAAGAUGUAAAG